Molecule: messenger RNA, 978 nt
Organism: Daldinia childiae
Lineage: Eukaryota; Fungi; Ascomycota; Sordariomycetes; Xylariales; Hypoxylaceae
Exons: 2
Coding region: 1-978 (325 amino acids)
Molecular function (GO): protein binding
Source: RefSeq, a predicted model, not a curated record
AUGGCUAGGAUCUCACGGGAUGUGUUCCUUGAGAUCGCGCAGCAUUUAGACGUCAAGACUCUAUUCAAGCUUUGUGAGACAAGCAAGGAGGCCAAUAUGCUCCUCAAGACGUAUGAGCGUUCAUUAUCACAGUUACGCCUAGCAAACUUCCCUGUCCCGCCUACUGGUGAUGUGCUCUCUUCAGAGCUAUAUCUUCGACGCCCAAUUAAGCAUAGAAGCUUUGAAAUGCUUCUAGAGUUAGAGAAUCGGAAAUCCCGAGUUAAGGACAUACUCACGGCCUCUCCCCACUUCAAUCUUAAGUCACCACCCGGCUUAGGAGAACUCACGAUUCCUCAGCAAGAACGCCUAUGUGCACUCCUAUACCGUGCAUUUGCACAAUGCGAUUAUAUUGCAGAUAUCGCAGCCAAUACACCUUGCCAACUUCCUGAGGCACAAUGGUAUAAACCCCGAUUCAUAUCAUGGUGGAUUGGGCGUGAUGUACCAGAGGGCUUUCGUCUGAAAGAUCCGUAUACGAACUAUUCCGCACGCCCUACGCAAAUGGAAUACAUCCGCAACCUAUCCAAACAGGAUUGCAUCAUGAUGUACUAUCUGAUGAAUAUGAUGGGAUCGUGCUUCGUCAAGUCCCGCGAAGAUUGGAUCCUCUCAGAUCCCGCCUUUUACGAGAGGACUAUUGUCUUUAAGGAAUGCGUUCUGCGACAUGGGUCAUGGUACGCAUGGGCUCACUUCAUGGGAAACAGCGAAUGGGAAAUCAUGACCGUUGAUAUCGCUAGGAUCGGAAUGGCCGAACUCAAUAGGUUUGAGUACGGCGACCAAGAUGCCAUAUGUAGUCUACAGUCAGUGCUGAUUGGUCGGUUUAAUGAACUGCACGAGUCCCCUGACAACAAAACCGAGGUCGUACAACAGGCCGUCAGGUCUUUGAUCACUGCGAAUAUUGACGACAGCGACGAUCGAGACCGGGAUGAGGAAGACCAAGAAUAG